AUGACGCCACUCCUCUGUUGCAGAAUACGAGGGAACGCGCGACUCGCAUUCGCGACACGCGACUCCCUCGUGUGCGCGACUCUCGCGUGCUUGCUCGCCGCCUGCUGGGGUCGCGUCGAGGGCGCGAUGGCGGCGCAGGGCGGCGACCGCCUGCCGCGCCUGAUUCUGAUGCAGAACAACUCCUUCGGCGCUAAAUGCCUCGACGGCAGUCCUCCCGGGUACUACUUCCGCCCAGGUGCGCGCGCCGGGGUGCGCAAGUGGGUGGUGCACUUGCGCGGCGGAGCCUGGUGCGCCUCUCCCCUCGCGUGCGCCUGGCGGGCCAGGGGCAUGCUCGGAUCUUCGCGCUAUUUGGCCCGCUCCCCCAAGGACCCGCGGAUCUCCGAGUCCCUGGGCGGAAUCUUGAGCGCGGAUCCGCGGGAGAAUCCCGGGUUUGCGGAGUGGAGCCUGGCGGUGCUAAAUUACUGCGACGGGGGGGGAUUUGCGGGGACGGCAGGGCGGAAGCUGGUCGCGGGCGUGCCGGAGAGCUGGUACCCGCCGCAGGCGUCUCGUCGUGAUAGCGCCGAUAGUAGCGCUGGCAGCAGGGGCACGAGCAGCGGCGGUGCCUUUUUCCCUGGUAGUGUCGGCAAUAACGGCGGGGGCAGCGGCAGCGGCGGUGGCGGAGGAGGCGGGGAAGGCGAGGGGGGCGGGGGAGGCGGCAGUGGCAGCGGGCGGAAGGGCUUUUUCGGGCACCAACGCACUGGUGGUAACAAUAGCGACACUGGCCAUGCCCAUCACAUCCACAACGGCAGCAUCAGCAGGGACAGCGGUGUGGAGGGCAUGAGCAGCAGAGGGGGCAGAAUAAGCAGAGGGCGCAGCCUAGGAGCCAGCGGAGGGCGCAGUGGGGCGGCGAGUGUGGGGGCGAAUGGGUCGGGGACGGUUACCAAGGAGGUGUAUCUGGAUGGGUACAACAUCGUCAGCGCGUUCAUGGCAGAUGCGCGGGGAAGGAGGGGCAGACGGCCGAUGCGAUCGCAAGUGCGUAAGCUAAUGGGUUUGCACUCCAUGCACCUCAACUCCAACUGCAUCGCAGAUUUCCAGCCGUCCAAGCAGUGGCGGUGCUUCUUCCCCCAGCACGCUUUGUCACGCAUGGCGGCGCCUGUGUUCCUCGUGAACAGCCUAUUCGACCAGAUCGCUCUCUCCCUGGGCGGCCAAUUGGACUCCCUCAACCGCACUCACACCUCCUCCUGCAUCUGGGCCAUUCUAAGAGCGCGUAGGGACAUUCAGCGCAUGGUGCUUUCCAAGGGGUUAGUUCGAAGGCAGUUCUGGGCACGGGGAGCGCCGCAAUGGUGUGGGGUGAGGGAGGAGGGUGCGGUGGUGAGUGCAGCGUUUGACACGUUUAAGUAUGUGAGGGAUGUGGUGCAGGUGAGAAAGGGCUUUGGGGCGUUUAUUCUGGCGAAAAGGCCGUGGCAUUGUAGUACCACGUCAUUCUUAUGGUCGGUAGCUGCAGUCAACGGGGUGAAGCUGAAUCAAGCUGUCCUCAAAUGGACCAUGGUCUCGUCCGUUACCGCUUACCUCAUGGCUGCACCAGAAGCGGAGGCCGCCGCGCCGGCUGCACCGGCGGCGGCGCCGGGGUCCGUCGACACGUCGGCGCAGCUAGCGGCGCUGCGCGCGCUGAUGGCGAAGUACGAGGGCGGCGCGCUUGCGGCGUACAUCGUGCCGUCGGAAGAUGCGCACCAGAGCGAGUACGUGGCGGAGUGCGACCAGCGCCGCAAGUUCAUCUCGGGGUUCUCAGGAUCCGCAGGCAUAGCGGUGGUGACGGCGACGGAGGCGCUGCUGUGGACGGACGGGCGCUACUUCCUGCAGGCGGCAACGCAGCUCAGCAACGACUGGCGCCUCUGCAAGGCCGGCACGCUCGAAAAAUGGAUCUCCACGAACUUGCCGCGGGGGGCGCGAGUGGGAGUGGACGCGUCCACGCUGUCUAUUGAUGCGGCGCGGCGCAUCACACACGAGCUUGACAAGGCUGCUCAGCACCUCGUGCUCACUCCCACGAACCUGGUGGAUGAGGUGUGGGGCGCGGCGCGUCCACCGCCCCCCAGCGAGCCAGUGCGCGUGCACCCGGUGAAGUUCGCCGGGCGGACCGUAGCGGACAAGCUGGCGUGGGCGCGGCGCAAGAUGCGCGAGGAGGGCGCGCGCGCGCUCGUCGUGACGGCGCUGGACGAGGCCAUGUGGCUGCUCAACGUGCGCGGGGCCGAUGUGCCGUUUAACCCCGUUGUGCUGAGCUACGUGGUGCUCACGAGGGAUGAUGCCACGCUCUAUGUGGAUAAGAAGAAGGUCACUGAUGAGGUGGCAGCGCAUCUGAAGAGCGAGGGCGUGCAAGUGAAGGACUACGGCGCUAUCCUGCCCGACCUGCAUGCGCUCGCUGCUACCCUCGCCGCUGCUGCUGCUGCUGCCGCUGCUGCUGCUGCUGCUGCUGACAAGGAGAAGGCUGAAGGGAAGGCUGAAGGGAAGGAGGGGAAGAAAGCGGAGGAGAAGGCAAAGGAGGGAGGGAAAGAGGUGGUGAUGGAAGAGGCUAAGGAGGAAGGGAAGGGUGCGAAGGCAGAAGGAGAGGGCGAUAAGGCAGGUGAAGGGAGCAAAGAAGCGAGCAAGGAAGGCGAGAAGGAGGCAGUGAAGGAAAAGCCAGGUUUUAUCGUGUGGCUGUCCCCUGCCACGUGCUCGUACGCUGUGUACGAGGCAGUCAGCAAGCAGCUGCCCACGCAGCACAUGCUGCUGCAGCAGUCGCCCAUCGCCCUGGAAAAGGCCAUCAAGAACGAGGUGGAGCUGGCAGGGCUGCGCGCGUGCCAUGUGCGCGACGGCGUGGCUCUCGUGCGCUUCCUCGCAUGGCUCGACCACCAGAUGAGGGAGCAGCAGGCAGCGCCGGGGUACUUCAAGGAGCGCGUGGAGGCUGCAGGCAGCAAGCGCAAGCGCUCCUUAAGUCAUGCCACUCCCACUCGGCGCAGCACCAGAAUUGCAAGGGGAUCCGGUGGGGAAGGGGAGGAGAAAAGCGUGGUUACUAGUGAGGUGAAGGCGAAGGGUAGGGGGAGAGGGAGGGGGAAGAAGGUAGAGGAGAAGGAGAAAGAGGAGGAGGAGAAGGAGAAAGGGGAAGAGAAGGAAAAGGAGAAGGAGAGGGAUGAAGAGAUGAAAGAUGUGAAUGAUGCAGAAGGGGAGAAGAAGGGCGAGGAGGGUAAAGGUGAGAAGGAAGGGGAGAAGGAAAAGGAGAAGGAGAAGGAAGGGGAGAAGGAAGGGGAGAAGGAAGGCAAAAAGGAGGGGGAGAAGGAAGAAAAGAUGGAAGUUGAGAAGGAAGCAGAGAAGGAAGGCAAAAAAGAAGAGGAGAGCAAGAAGGAAGAAGAGAAGGAAGUUAAAAAGGAAGAGGAGAAGGAGAAGGGAAUGGAAGUUGAGAAAGAAAUCGAGAAGCAAGGGGAGAAAGAAGGCAAGAAGGAGGGGGCGGAGGAAGGGAAGAAGGAGGAGGAGAAGGAAGGGAAGAAGGAAGAGGAGAAGGAAGGGAAGAAGGAAGAGGAGAAGGAAGGGAAGAAGGAAGAGGAGAAAGAGGCGGAGAAGGAGGAGGAGAAGGAAAGCGGGCCUGUGGCACUGACAGAGUGUAGUGUGGCAGACAAGCUGCUGGCGUUCCGACAGGAGCAGGAGCACUUCAUGGGUCCAUCCUUCGCCACCAUAUCAUCGGUGGGCGCCAACGCUGCCAUCAUCCACUACAAGCCCGAGCCCGACACGUGCGCUGCUCUCACCGCCUCUGAAAUCUUCCUCUGCGACUCGGGCGGGCAGUAUCUGGACGGCACAACAGACGUCACGCGCACAGUGCACUUUGGCAUGCCCACGGAGCAUGAGAAGAAGUGCUACACACUCGUGCUCAAGGGGUACAUAGCACUGGAGCAGGUCAUCUUCCCCAACGGCACCACCGGCCACAUGUUGGACGUGUUACCGCGCAAGGCGCUGUGGCAGGAGGGGCUGGACUACCCGCACGGCACGGGGCAUGGCGUGGGGUCCUUUCUCAACGUGCAUGAGGGUCCCCACCUCAUCAGCUUCCGUCCCAAGGCCAUUCAGACUGCCCUCGCUGCCAACAUGACUGUCACUGACGAGCCGGGGUACUACGAGGAGGGCAAGUUUGGCAUGCGCGUGGAGAACGUGCUGCUGGUUGAAUCCACGGAGCUGCCGCACAACUUUGCCGACCGCGGCUACCUCAAGUUCCAACCCGUCACCCUGGUGCCGAUUCAGACGAAGCUGAUAGAGAACUCGCUGCUUUCCAAGCCGGAGCGCGACUGGCUGAACCACUACCACGCGCGCUGCCGCAAGGAGCUCUCCCCCUUCCUCGAAGGUGCUGACCUGGACUGGCUGCACCGCGCCACAGAGCCCAUUAAAGCCCACUAG
Messenger RNA from Closterium sp. Yama58-4, 4392 nucleotides. NCBI's taxonomy places the organism in Eukaryota, Viridiplantae, Streptophyta, Zygnematophyceae, Desmidiales, Closteriaceae. The record is from the annotation of a GenBank genome assembly.